AUGUCCCAGAGCACAGGCCAAGUGGCCAAGUCCCUGUACCCUCAUGUCCCAGAGCACAGGCCAGCUGGCCAAGUCCCUGUACCCUCAUGUCCCAGAGUACAGGGCAAAUGGCCAAGUCCCUGUACCCUCAUGUCCCAGAGCACAGGACAAGUGGCCAAGUCCCUGUACCCUCAUGUCCCAGAGUACAGGGCAAGUGGCCAAGUCCCUGUACCCUCAUGUCCCAGAGUACAGGGCAAGUGGCCAAGUCCCUGUACCCUCAUGUCCCAGAGCACAGGCCAAGUGGCCAAGUCCCUGUACCCUCAUGUCCCAGAGCACAGGCCAAGUGGCCAAGUCCCUGUACCCUCAUGUCCCAGAGCACAGGCCGAGUGGCCAAGUCCCUGUACCCUCAUGUCCCAGAGCACAGGCCAGCUGGCCAAGUACCUCUACCCUCAUGUCCCAGAGCACAGGCCAGCUGGCCAAGUACCUCUACCCUCCUGUCCCAGAGUACAGGCCAAGUGGCCAAGUCCCUGUACCCUCAUGUCCCAGAGCACAGGCCAAGUGGCCAAGUCCCUGUACCCUCAUGUCCCAGAGCACAGGCCAGCUGGCCAAGUACCUCUACCCUCAUGUCCCAGAGUACAGGCCAAGUGGCCAAGUCCCUGUACCCUCAUGUCCCAGAGCACAGGCCAAGUGGCCAAGUGCCUCUACCCUCAUGUCCCAGAGCACAGGCCAAGUGGCCAAGUCCCUCUACCCUCAUGUCCCAGAGCACAGGCCAGCUGGCCAAGUCCCUGUACCCUCAUGUCCCAGAGCACAGGUCAGCUGGCUAAGUCCCUGUACCCUCAUGUCCCAGAGUACAGGCCAAGUGGCCAAGUGCCUCUACCCUCAUGUCCCAGAGCACAGGCCAGCUGGCCAAGUCCCUCUACCCUCAUGUCCCAGAGCACAGGCCAAGUGGCCAAGUCCCUGUACCCUCAUGUCCCAGAGUACAGGCCAAGUGGCCAAGUGCCUCUACCCUCAUGUCCCAGAGUACAGGCCAAGUGGCCAAGUGCCUCUACCCUCAUGUCCCAGAGCACAGGCCAAGUGGCCAAGUCCCUCUACCCUCAUGUCCCAGAGUACAGGCCAAGUGGCCAAGUCCCUGUACCCUCAUGUCCCAGAGCACAGGCCAAGUGGCCAAGUGCCUCUACCCUCAUGUCCCAGAGCACAGGCCAAGUGGCCAAGUCCCUCUACCCUCAUGUCCCAGAGCACAGGCCAGCUGGCCAAGUCCCUGUACCCUCAUGUCCCAGAGCACAGGUCAGCUGGCUAAGUCCCUGUACCCUCAUGUCCCAGAGCACAGGCCAAGUGGCCAAGUGCCUCUACCCUCAUGUCCCAGAGCACAGGCCAGCUGGCCAAGUCCCUGUACCCUCAUGUCCCAGAGCACAGGCCAAGUGGCCAAGUCCCUGUACCUUCAUGUCCCAGACCACAGGCCAAGUGGCCAAGUCCCUGUACCCUCAUGUCCCAGACCACAGGCCAAGUGGCCAAGUCCCUGUACCCUCAUGUCCCAGAGCACAGGCCAAGUGGCCAAGUCCCUGUACCCUCAUGUCCCAGAGCACAGGCCAGCUGGCCAAGUCCCUGUACCCUCAUGUCCCAGAGCACAGGCCAAGUGGCCAAGUCCCUGUACCCUCAUGUCCCAGAGCACAGGCCAGCUGGCCAAGUCCCUGUACCCUCAUGUCCCAGAGCACAGGCCAAGUGGCCAAGCAUGUGCUUUAG
Salvelinus fontinalis (brook trout) is the source of this 1719-nucleotide messenger RNA. RefSeq names its product DNA-directed RNA polymerase II subunit RPB1-like. The record is from RefSeq and is a predicted model, not a curated record. The coding region runs from base 1 to 1719 and encodes 572 amino acids. NCBI's taxonomy places the organism in Eukaryota, Metazoa, Chordata, Actinopteri, Salmoniformes, Salmonidae. The transcript has a single exon.